GCUGCCCGGCGGGCGGAGGCGGGAAAGCCGUGAGGGGAGGGCUUGGGCGGGAAAGCCAUGAGGAGAAGGUUUAGGCGGGAACGGGGCUGCGCGCGCUGUGGGGGGGGGCUUGUGGAGGCAGUGCGGUGGGGUGCUGUGGGACCCCCCUCACCCCGUCGUAGCUGUGGUUUUAAGAGCAGUAAUGAUCCCCCCUCCCUUGCGUGAUCACUGUCUCAUGGAAAUGCUUUUAGGAAUAAUGAAAGAUGCAAAAUUCCAUUCAGUAUUCAGCUGGGUGUAGAGGUUGCUUUUGCCUUAGAGCACCACGUACCCCUGAGAUGCUGCACAUAUACCCCAAAUUCUGCAUUUAGGCCUCCAGCCACCUGGAGUGGUCUGUCAGCAGGCUUCUGUACCUGCAUUUCUGCUCCUCUGCUGCUUUUUUUAAAAAAAAAAAUCUCUUGCAUAAUAAGCUGUCUGCUCGUUGGUGCAUUGCACUGAGGAUAAAGUGUUUAAAGUGUUUUAUGUGCUAUUAGAGAUCACUGAAGUCAUAUUCAGCGCCUUAAGGGUGGUCGUACCCCAGAACCUGAGCUCAAAAAUGCUUCAUUCAGAAAAGGAGUUCCAUGAUGCGGCGAAGCGUAAUGACACGGCCAGGAUGGAGGAGCUCAUCAAGAGAGGGGUCGAUGUCAAAGCCAAAAACAGUACAGACCGAACUGCCUUGCACUGGGCUGCAGGAGCUGGGAAUGUGGAUGCUGUGCGACUGCUCCUGGACCAUGAUGUGCCAGUGGACGAUGAGGACAGUUUUGGAAUGAAUGCACUUCUGCUCUCUGCUUGGUUUGGCCACCUCCGUGUCCUGCAUAUCCUCGUCAAUGCUGGGGCAAAGAUAAACUGUGUUAAUAAGAAUGGCAGGAACCUGCUUCACUGCGCUGCUCAGAGGGGACACAUCCAGGUGAUGGAAUUCAUCAUGGAGCACCUGGAAGAUGUGUGUGUGGAUCAGACAGACAAGAUGGACAGGACAGCAUUUCACCUGGCUGCAGAAUAUGGACAGCUGGAAGUGGUGGAGUUCCUAAUCCGACAGGGUUGUUCUCACAGUGCUAAAGACAAGGAAAAGGAUACAGCAUUGCAUUUAGCUGCUAAAAAUGGACAUCUUUCUGUGCUGCAGAAGAUUGUAGAUGUUGGAGUGGACCUUGAUGAAAAGAACUUAGAAGGACUUACAUGUUUACACCUGGCUGCUGAGGGGGGUCACAGUGACUGUGUGAAGCUCCUCUUGGAAGCAGGUGCUGAUGUUAAUGCCCAAACUCAGAAGAAAAUGAACUGCCUUCAUUAUGCAGCACUGCAUGGCUAUGAGGAGAUAGCCAGGGUCCUUGUGGAUGCAGGAAUCCACAUAGAUGCUGUUAAUCACCAAAAUGCAUCAGCAACACACAUUGCGGUACUGCAGAACUUCCCAGCGCUGGUGAAGCUCUUCAUUGAUGCGGAGUGUGACCUUGACAUUCCAGAUAAUAGGCAGCAGACCUCACUUCACAUUGCUGCAGAACAUGGCAGACAGGACAUCGCCGAGAUGAUUCUCAUUGCUGGAGUAAAUCUGAAACUAACGGACAAGCAAGGAAAAACAUCUCUGGAUGUUGCUGCCCGAGGCAAUCACAUCAACUUGGCAGACAUGAUUAUCAAGGCCGAUCGGUUUUACAAAUGGGAAAAGGACAAUAUGAACAGUGACUCCAACUCCUGGGUGGCAAAGCACUUGACCUUUAAGCAAGAUCACAGGGUGGAAACACAGCACAUCCGCUCAGUAAUGUGGAGGUUAGCUACUAAAUAUCUCAAACCUGGUGAAUGGAAGAAGCUGGCACAUUACUGGAAAUUCACUGAUGCACACAUUAGAGCCAUUGAGCAACAAUGGACAGGUACUGCAAGCUACAGGGAGCAUGGCCACAGGAUGUUGCUGAUCUGGCUUCAUGGUGUGAUCAUGGCAGGAGAAAAUCCAGUCAAGGGAUUGUAUGAAGGUCUUGUGGGCAUUGGAAGAAGAGAUUUAGCAGAAAGCAUUCGGAAAAAAGCAAAUGCAGAUCCCGCUUCUCCACGGAAGUGCACAGUAAUGUAACACCUGAAGGGUGUCACUGCCUGUCUUAAGAACUACAGGAGAAUCAUUGCUAUGCUACUUACCAGAAGGCAGCUAUAACUUAAGGGCUUGUCAUAAAAGUUGGCAUCACUGAUGCUUCCUUCUUGGUCUGGAACUAUCAGCAUAUAGUAGCAGUCUAAAUGCCUCUUUAUAAAGAAGUGGAAUUUUAUUGGCUAUUCUCUAUGUUCCAAAUACUGUAAUAAGAGGUAAGUCCCAGCAUGGCAAAUGAGACUAUCAGGAAAUACUGCAGCAUUUUAAUGUAACUUGUUUGCAUCACGAUUUUGUAUAUAAAUUUUUUAGUUGUCUAUUUUAUAAAUUGGGGAGAAUGCGUUUUGAGGAAUGUUCUUUACAUAUCUGUUCUGUGUUUUUGUUUCUGGUCUAGCACUUGUGUCUUAGAUUUGUUCUGAACUUCCCUCUUAGCACAGGAGUUUGUUCAGAAAAAUCAAGGUGUGCUGCUUGGUCUGUGAUCUUUGUGGAGAAGAUCAUUUACAUCGGUGCAACAUUUAUACAUCACAUGGGUAACUUCUUUAAUCUCUAGGUUGCUACUUGAAAAGCUUAGAUGAGCAUGGAGUUAUCUAUGUUCUAAGAGACAAAGAGUGAAGCUGUUUAGACUACCUGAAGGUUGAUAUUUUUGUCCAGAGCAUUGCUGCAUGGAUUUUACUGUUCCAACUCAAAGAUGUUAUCAUUGGUUAUUUUACACAGUCUCUCAUAAAGACAAUUUUCAUAAGCACAGAUUUGACCUGUCAGCUUUUGUAUUUUUAGAGUGUUUCAAGUAGAAAUAAUGUCUGUAUUUCAAUGAAUCAAAAUUUUACUGUUAAAUUUGCACAUUAUAUCUUAGUCAUCUUUUUCUUAAAAAAAAAAAGAAACCCAACAAAAAAACUGCACAAAUCUCAUUGCUAACCCAACACAACCUUAUAA
Numida meleagris (helmeted guineafowl) is the source of this 3001-nucleotide messenger RNA. RefSeq names its product ankyrin repeat and death domain containing 1A (gene ANKDD1A). Gene Ontology annotation, biological process: signal transduction. The record is from RefSeq and is a predicted model, not a curated record. NCBI's taxonomy places the organism in Eukaryota, Metazoa, Chordata, Aves, Galliformes, Numididae. The transcript has 15 exons. Bases 572 to 2065 code for a protein of 497 amino acids. Gene Ontology annotation, molecular function: protein binding.